This is a messenger RNA of Epithele typhae, 2172 nucleotides long. Its product is annotated as DUF1929-domain-containing protein. NCBI's taxonomy places the organism in Eukaryota, Fungi, Basidiomycota, Agaricomycetes, Polyporales, Epitheliaceae. The transcript has 7 exons. The record is from RefSeq and is a predicted model, not a curated record. The coding region runs from base 1 to 2172 and encodes 723 amino acids.
AUGAAAAAUCGCCAGCUUGCUCUGCUGGCUCUGUCGCUCGCUGCGGCCGCCUCCGCUCUCGGAGGAAACACCCAAGUCAGCGCGAUGAUGAUGUUCCUGGGAAACCUUGAAAAGGUUUACAUCCUCGACAAGUCCGAGGCCAACCAGGCCACCUUCAACGGCGUCCCUGCCAUGGGCGCCGUCUACGACAUCGCCUCCCGCACCGCGUCCACCAUGGGCGUCAGCACAAACGUCUUCUGCGCGUCCGGCCUCCACCUCCCAAACGGCUCCUUCGUCACAUUCGGUGGCAACGCGGCCGUCGGCCCUGGUGGCGGCACAGGAGACCCCGCUUUCAACGCCACUUUCGGUGACUUCGACGGCAGGAAGGCCAUUCGCGUCCUCAACCCUUGCGGCUCCUCUGAUGACUUCAGCUCCCCCCAGUGCCAGUGGUUCGACAACUCCUCUCUCCUGUCCAUGCAGAGCAUGCGCUGGUACUCCACCGCGGAGGCUCGCGCCGACGGUUCCAUUGCCAUCAUCGGUGGCAUGACCGGCGGUGGUUACAUCAACCGAAACACUCCCAACACCGAUCCCGCCACCCAGGGGAUGCAGUUCAUGGUCAAGACCUCGGGGCUCAACGCCUACCCCCACACCUUCCUCAUGCCCUCCGGCAAGAUGUUCCUCCAGGCCAACUAUUCCACAAUGCUCUGGGACCCCGACACUAACACCGAGACUGACCUGCCCGACAUGCCCGGUCAGAUUGUCCGUGUCUACCCCGCCUCCGGUGCCACCGCCAUGCUUCCUCUCACCCCCGAGAACAACUGGACGCCCACCGUCAUAUUCUGCGUGGGGCAACUAUCCUGGCCCUGGGCCGACACCUGGACCAUCCCCUCGUCGAACAAGUGCCACACUAUCACCCCGGAGCCCACAGAUGGUUCUACUUCGGUGGACUACGUCGAGGUUGACGACAUGCUCGAGACGGGACGCACCAUGGGCCAGUUCAUCGCCCUCCCCGAUCUCACCAUGCUCGUCAUCAACGGCGGUGGGAACGGCACUGCCGGCUACUCGUCCCGCACUCUCAACACCCUCCAGCUGCCGUUCGGCGAGUCGCUCGCUUCCGCCCCCGUGGGCAAGCCCGCGAUCUACAACCCUCGUGCUCCCGCCGGCUCACAGUGGUCGAACGCUGGCUUCGACACCUCGUCAAUUGCCCGUCUCUACCACUCGUCUGCCAUCCUCCUUCCAGAUGCGUCGGUUUUGGUCGCCGGCUCAAACCCUAACGUGGAUGUCAACACGAACGUGGUUUUCCCGACCACGUAUACCGCCGAGGUCUUCUACCCUAGCUACUUUGCGGCCUCGAACCGGCCCACCUUCACCGGCGCUCCCUCGACGCUCACUUAUGGCGGCCAGUUCUUCGACCUCACCCUCCCUUCCUCCGCGUACACCGGCUCCGCGAACGACGCGGCGGAGAACACCACCGUUGUCCUCAUCCGCGGCGGCUGGACAACGCACGCGAUGAACAUGGGCCAGCGCUCCAUGCAGCUCAACAACACCUACACCGUGAACAGCGACGGCUCGAUCCAGCUCCACGUCUCCCAGCUCCCGCCCAACCCGAACCUCUUCCAGCCCGGUCCCGCCCUCCUCUUCGUCACCGUCUCCGACGCAGCCGACGCGGUCGCGGUCGCGCUCCCAUCGUCCGUCGGGAACGACAACGUGACCGGCAGCGGGUCCGGGAACAGCACGGGCAGCGGCGACAGCAACAACAACAACGGCAAGAGCGGCGCGUCCCACACGGGCGCCAUCGUCGGCGGAAUCAUCGCGGCGAUCGCCGCCGUCGGAGUACUCGGUGCGCUGUUCGGGGUGUGGCGGGCGCGGCAGCGGCGCGCGGCCGCGCGACAGGCGUCGUCCGCGCGGGGGUACCCGAUGGGCGGGACGACGUCUGUCCGCGCGGCCGCGGGCGGCGCGGGGGGUCGUGCGCUCAGGGGAUCUGACUCGAGCGCGUUCGCGCCGGUGCCACAGGGUAGCUUGAACGAGGGCGGGGCGUGGGCGGCGGGGGCGAGCGCGAGCGCGCUGAGCUUGGACGGGCGCCCGCCGUCGCCGUACUACGACGACGCGCGGUCGCACAGCGCGGAGUUCGACCCGUACCACCAGAACGCGCCGAGGGUGAGCAACGCGAGCGCGCGGCCGGGGAGGUUUUGA